CAGCCGGUAGCUGGGAGGGAGCGCGCGGCGCGAGACCCGCACACACGCACGAAAGGAUGCGAGUCAUGCUGUAGCCGAGCGGACCGGCCCAGCCGUCCCGAUGUUCCGGUGUCCGAACAGACCGUUCCUCUGCCUGAGACGUGCUCCGAGCUCAUCCCGGGGCUCCCAGACAGGACCGGGUGAGAAGAUGGGUAACGAAUCGAUGAAAUCAAAGCGUUGCAAACACGCCGAAGGCUCAGCUUUAGCUUCCAACGGCCAAGUCCAGAAAGAUCCUCGUGGCGGGAUCAAGAACUUGUCGGUGGAUUCCCUGAGGGCCGAGGUGGAGGAGCUGGAGAGGGAAGUGAAGAGGAAGGAUGAAGAGCUCAGUGCCAAAGAGCUUCAGAUCAAAGGUCUCCAGGAGCAUCUGGCCAAGCAGACGCAGGCUGUGUCUGAGCUGAGUGAGGAGCUGCAGAGCAAGUGCAUCCAGCUGAAAAAGCUCCAGGAUGUGAUGAAGAGUGGAGCCCCAGCCGGGCUCGCUUCAAGGCCCCCCUCUGUUAAAGCCAGCAGCAGGAGCAGCCCCAACCUUAGCGUUCGCAUCAAAGAAACCUUAAACCGAAGGAAAGGCGCCAAAGCCGGGGUGUCGGCCGAACCCACGUCCAGCAGCCUCCCAAAGUUCUCCUUCGAGAAGGCUCGGGUACCCAAGGAUGCCAGUGUGAAGAAGCUGCUGACCGACGCCCUGAACAAGAACCAGUACCUGAAGCGGCUGGAGCAGCAGCAGAUAAAGGACAUGGUGGAGUGCAUGUACGAGUGCACCUAUCAGCAGGGAGAGUGCGUCAUCCAGCAGGGCGAGCCGGGAAACCACCUGUUUGUCCUGGCAGACGGGAAGCUGGACGUGUUCCAACAUGCCAAGCUGCUCACGUCCAUCACGGUGUGGACGGCGUUUGGAGAGUUAGCCAUCCUGUACAACUGCACGCGCACCGCAUCAGUUAGAGCUGUGAACAAAGUGAGAACAUGGGCUUUGGACCGGGAAGCGUUCCAGAACAUCAUGAGGAGGACGGCUGAGACGCGACACGAACAGUACCGUAGCUUCCUCCGAAGCGUUUCUCUCUUGGCCGAUUUACCAGAUGACAAGCUAAGCAAAAUAGUGGACUGCCUGGAGGUGGAAUACUAUGACAAUGGAGAGUACGUCAUCCGGCAGGGAGAGGAGGGCAGCACUUUCUACAUCAUCGCACAGGGGAAGGUGAAGGUGACCCAAACCACCGAGGCCCACAAGCCGCCGCAGAUCAUCAACACGCUGCAGAAAGGAGACUACUUUGGAGAAAAGGCACUCAUAAGUGAUGACCUCAGAUCAGCCAACAUCAUCGCUGAUGAGAACGGGGUGGAGUGUCUCGUCAUCGACAGGGAGACAUUCGAUCAUACGGUCGGUAACUUCAACGAGCUGCAGAAACAUCUCCAAGGCUACGUGGCAACGCUCGACCGUGAUGACAAGAAGAGACAUGUCAAGAAGUCUGUUUCGCGACACCAGAGUAUGCCGCUGUCCCCAGGUUUCCUCCAGCUGAAGGACAUGGUCUCAGUGUUUUCUCCGUCCAAGCCCUUUGAUCAGUUGGAGGUGGUGGCUACUCUUGGAGUUGGCGGGUUUGGUCGAGUAGAACUGGUGAAGGUGAAGGACGAGGACAUCACCUUUGCUCUGAAGAUCAUCAAGAAGAAGCAUGUUGUAGAAAACAGGCAGGAGGAGCACAUCCACUCUGAGAGGAGGAUACUCGCGGAGGCGCGCUCGCCUUUUGUUGUUAAACUUUAUCGCACCUUUAAGGAUAACAAAUACGUGUACAUGCUGCUGGAGGCCUGUUUGGGCGGAGAGAUCUGGAGUCUGCUCAGAGACAGAGGCAGCUUUGAUGAGCCCACGGCCAAAUUCUGUGUCGGUUGUGUGACAGAAGCUUUCGAGUAUCUCCAUCGCAAAGGUGUGCUCUACCGGGAUCUGAAGCCGGAGAACCUAAUGCUCGACACGGACGGAUACAUUAAACUGGUUGACUUUGGAUUUGCCAAAAAGAUCCGAUCCGGCCAGAAGACCUGGACCUUCUGCGGCACGCCGGAAUAUGUGGCUCCGGAGAUCAUCCUCAACAAAGGACACAACUUCAGCGUUGACUUCUGGGCUCUGGGAAUUCUGGUGUUUGAGCUUCUCACUGGCAGUCCUCCAUUCUCAGGAAGUGACCAAAUGAUGACCUACACGUUCAUCCUGAAAGGCAUCGAGAAGAUGGACUUUCCCAAGAAGAUCAGUAAGAGACCCGAGGACCUGAUACGUAAGCUGUGCAGGAGGAAUCCCGCUGAGCGACUGGGAAAUCUGAAGAAUGGAAUAACGGACAUCAAGAAGCACCGGUGGUUUAAUGGCUUCAACUGGGAGGGGCUGAAGGCCAGGACGUUACCGUCGCCACUCAGAAGACAGCUCUCUGGACCAACGGACUUCAGUUACUUUGACAACUACCCUCCAGAUGACGACAGUCCUCCUGAAGAGCUGUCUGGGUGGGACAUGGACUUCUGAGGAUUUCUGCUCUUUUUUGAACGUUUAGUUUCAUCGGGUGAAAGACAUUAAACGUCUGAGACACCUGGGCACCAGUCGAGGACGACAGUUCUUGCCCUUUAUGUAACCGUUGCAACAUUUUUAUUUCUAAACUUAGAAAGGGGAAGCAAAGCAUCUUCAGGUUUUUAUCCCACUAGAACCCUUCUAGUUCAUAAAUCCGACUGACUCUAAACAAGUCCUUCUAACCCUGAUUCUCCAAAAAAGCUCCGUGCAGCUACCGGAUCUGCGUGGCAAAGCUUGACAGGAACAGUUUAAUAAAAGCCUCCGCAGGCGUUUACAGGUGUGCAGAAUGAAGGUACAGUAUUUUAUACUUUACCCUCCCACUGUCUUCACCAGGAAAGUUGACCAUUGAGCAGGAUUGAUGGUUUAUCCCUUGAGGUCCACGUGGCAGGGGCGAGG
This is a messenger RNA of Nothobranchius furzeri (turquoise killifish), 2953 nucleotides long. RefSeq names its product protein kinase cGMP-dependent 2 (gene prkg2). The record is from RefSeq and is a predicted model, not a curated record. Lineage: Eukaryota; Metazoa; Chordata; Actinopteri; Cyprinodontiformes; Nothobranchiidae. Gene Ontology annotation, biological process: protein phosphorylation. Gene Ontology annotation, molecular function: cGMP-dependent protein kinase activity; ATP binding.